CUACACACCUCUCCGGCCACCCAUGAUGCUACUAUGCUAGCGCCGACGCGAAUCCUACGCGCAUCAUGGUCGAGCACGCUCCGACUUCCAAAAUCUGCCUUUCCCGCGCGCCCUCUGCCCGCCGCCAAUCCCGAAUACCUUCGACGAUGCACCGAUGAGCUGUACGCAUGGCAGCAAAAUGCUCGCUCGAAGCAAGACACCAAUGCGCAGGAUAUAGAGACUUUUACUUUGCAUGAUGGGCCUCCGUAUGCGAAUGGGCCGCUGCAUAUCGGCCACGCGCUGAACAAGAUCACAAAAGACGUUAUUUGUCGGUAUGAGCUUGGGCAAGGGAAAAGAGUCAGUUAUAUCCCGGGAUGGGACUGUCACGGUCUACCUAUUGAGAUCAAGGCUCUUCAGGCGCAGAAGAAGGAUGUCGAUGCACAUACAGACCCCGUCAGCGUGCGGGAAGCGGCAAGAGCACUGGCGGCUGCGACCGUGGAGGAGCAAAAGAAAGGCUUCAAGGAGUGGGCAGUUAUGGGUGACUGGGACCAUGCAUAUAUGACCAUGGAGCCGAGCUUUGAGAUCAGACAGUUGCAGAUUUUCAAGGAGAUGUUCGAAAGAGGUCUCAUCUAUCGACAGCUGAAGCCUGUGUAUUGGUCUCCGUCUUCUCGUACUGCACUCGCUGAGGGCGAGCUUGAAUACGAUGAGAACCACAAGUCUUUGGCAGCUUUUGUGCGGUUCCCAGUUGUUCUGUCGGAUGAACUGAGGAAUGGAGCACUCUCUGAAAUCAAGGAUUCUCUUAGUAUUGUGAUCUGGACGACAACACCCUGGACAUUACCUGCAAAUAAAGCUGUGGCGGUGCAUAAGGGUAUGGACUACGCCAUACUGCAAGACCCAGAGCAUGGCAACGAGCUAGUCUUAAUCGCUGCCUCGAGGGUUGCCCACUAUCAAGACAUGGUAGGCCACGAAGUCAUGAUCAUUCCGACGAAACUGCGUGGUGCGGAUUUGGCCGGUCAUCUCCAGUACGAAAACCCUUUCCAGAGGGCAAAUGGACUACAACCUGUACUUCACGCCGACUUCGUGUCAGACUCGUCCGGAACAGGUCUUGUUCACAUUGCGCCAGGCCAUGGAAUGGACGACUACCAUGUCUGCACCUCCCUCAACAUCCCAGCAUUUGCACCGGUGGACGAUGCGGGCGCGUUCACAGAAGACGCUUUCCCGGAACAUCCAGAGCUUCUGCAAGGUCUUUUAGUGUCCGACGUCAAAAAGACAGGAUCAAGAGCCGUGCUCGAUUAUCUUGAGAGACAGGAUAUGGUUCGCGCAAAGCACAAUUUCAAGCACAAGUAUCCCAUUGACUGGAGGACAAAGCAGCCCGUGAUUGUCCGUGCAACGGAACAAUGGUUUGCCAACGUGGAUGGAAUCAAAACCGAGUCCAUGAAAGCAAUUGAGGGCGUAAAUUUCAUUCCUGAGACGGGACGAUCGAGACUCGAGAGUUUCAUUCAGGGCCGGAGUCAGUGGUGUAUUUCCCGUCAACGUGCUUGGGGUGUGCCCAUUCCCGCCCUGUACAAGCAAUCGGAGGGCAAACUCGAAGCCACAAUGGAUGCGGAUACGAUACAGCAUAUCAUCGACGUCAUCAAAGAACGCGGCAUAGACGCAUGGUGGACUGAUCCUCCAGAGGACCCUGCGUGGAAGCCGGCGCAUCUGUCCGGUACUUACAUAAGAGGCAGAGACACGAUGGAUGUCUGGUUUGACAGCGGAACCAGCUGGUCACUACUUCCUCGAAACGGGAACCAUCCUGUGGCCGAUGUGUAUCUUGAGGGAACUGAUCAACACCGCGGCUGGUUUCAGUCCUCGCUCUUGACGCAUGUAGCCACCCAACAAUGUGACAUCGGCAAUGUCAAAGCACCCUAUAAAAUGCUCAUCACUCAUGGUUUUACCCUCGAUUCGGACGGCCGCAAGAUGAGCAAGAGUCUUGGAAACGUCAUCUCUCCUGCUCAGAUCAUGUCAGGCGAAUUACUCCCCCCUCUGAAACGUAAGAAGCAGAAGGGAGCUAGAAAAGACCAACCCAACGACGCAGCGCCUCAGUUCGACUCGAUGGGAGCAGAUGCUCUGCGCUUAUGGGCAGCCAGCAGCGACUAUACACGGGAUGUGACAAUCGGACAACCUGUAUUAUUGUCUGUGAAUCAGGCUCUGCAUAAGUACCGGGUAACGUUCAAGUGGCUGCUUGGUAUCUUCUCUCUUCCAACAUGUCCUCCGCCUUUCACAUCCUUCAAUACCAUUCGUUCCGAACUGAGCAUAGAAACGGACUCUGUAACCCUCCUCUCGGACAAACUUGCCAGGCACCGUCUCACGCAAGUGAGUCAAGAAGUACACGCUUAUUAUGCCAGAUAUGAAUUCUUCAAGGGCAUCAACACGAUCAACAAAUACGUCUUCAAUGACCUCUCGGCCUUCUACUUCGAAACCCUCAAAGAUCGCAUUUAUACUGGAUCCAAGCACGAUUGCCAGACACUGCAAAAAGUCCUCGGUGUUAUCUUCUACGAGCUGCUCCAAAUGCUUGCUCCCAUCUGCCCGAUCCUCGUCGAGGAGGUUUGGGACUACCUUCCUGAAACACUCAGACAAAACUCUAUUCACCCAGCUCGAGCUACAUGGACGCCUCUUGCCCUAGCUUCUCCCCCGGCGGAAGGACAAACUACAGAUAUCUCCGCACGACAACUAGACCAGUACCAGGAAUUUAUUCACACCGUUGGCUCCGCAAUCAAUACCGCCCAGGAGCGCCUCCGCGCCGCCAAGAAGAUGGGUUCAUCCCUCGAGUGCGACGUCGUCAUCGGCAUGGAUCCAAGGGCUGCCGACAGCCACUUUGACGAGUUCGUCGGUUGGGGAGGUUCGCAGAAGAGCGAAGAACUCGCAGGUUUGUUCGUUGUCAGUGGGUUUGAAGUGCGUAAUAUGAAUGAAUUGGACGGCCUGAAGGCAGCGUUGGAGGAGGAAGGGGUAUGGUGUGAGCUUGAGACUUUCAAGAUUGGAGAGACGGAGAGAAAGGUGCUCCUCCGUAAGGCGAAUGGGUGCAAGUGCCCCAGAUGCUGGAGAUAUGUUGCCGAGGAGCCGGAGAGCUUGUGUGGAAGGUGUGAGGAGGUGGUU
Molecule: messenger RNA, 3114 nt
Organism: Westerdykella ornata
Lineage: Eukaryota; Fungi; Ascomycota; Dothideomycetes; Pleosporales; Sporormiaceae
Product: isoleucyl-tRNA synthetase
Exons: 2
Biological process (GO): isoleucyl-tRNA aminoacylation
Cellular component (GO): cytosol
Molecular function (GO): isoleucine-tRNA ligase activity; aminoacyl-tRNA deacylase activity; ATP binding
Source: RefSeq, a predicted model, not a curated record